This is a messenger RNA of Centropristis striata (black sea bass), 1064 nucleotides long. RefSeq names its product tumor necrosis factor receptor superfamily, member 18 (gene tnfrsf18). Gene Ontology annotation, biological process: regulation of cell population proliferation. Gene Ontology annotation, molecular function: cytokine binding; signaling receptor activity. NCBI's taxonomy places the organism in Eukaryota, Metazoa, Chordata, Actinopteri, Perciformes, Serranidae. The transcript is spliced from 6 exons. The coding region runs from base 255 to 1064 and encodes 269 amino acids. The record is from RefSeq and is a predicted model, not a curated record. Gene Ontology annotation, cellular component: external side of plasma membrane.
GCAUACUAAUGUACAAUCACAAGGGACAUUUAAAUCAAACAGGUAACAAAACAAACAACAACAACAAAAUGCUGUUAUUCAGUUAAUGCUGGUGUUAAAUCAUGUGCAACUACAAGUGGUCUUUCACUUCCUGAACAGAUGUAAAUGUCAGAUGUCAGACUACGUCUCUUGCGGGCUAACCACUCACAACUCAUCCUGACGUCAGCAAACAAGCUACAUAAAAGCCUGAAGCCAGCAGCAGAGCUCUGGUCAUAAUGAUUCCUCUCAGUCUUCCCCUGGCUGUGACUUGUCUGCUCACUAUCUGGAAUAUAGAAUAUGCUGCAGGCUGUGGUGAUCGACAGAUGGAGGUAGAUGGGAAAUGCUGUAACAUGUGCCCCCCAGGAACAUACAUGAAGGAGUUGUGCACAAAGUACAAACAGACCGUCUGUGUCUCCUGUGAGGAUCAAUACUUCUCCGACAAAUACAACCUGUUUGACAGAUGUGAGGAAUGCCGGUCAUGCCAACAAGAAUACACUGAGAAAUGUACGCACACCACAAAUGGAAACUGUUCGUGCCGCUCUGGUUUCCUGUGCUCCAACAAUGCAUGCUCAAAGUGUGAGGAAAACAAAUGCGUCAACGGGGAGAAACUGAAGAGGACAGACAGUGCCAGUUUUGAGUUGACAGAGUAUUCAUACCAGUGUGAGCCUUUGUGCCCUGAUAACGCCUACUACAUUGUGAAAGGGGGUAUCUGCAAGCUGCACAGAGACGGUGGAGCAUCCAGUCACUGGGUCCUCGGAAUCGGCUUUGUUUUGCUUUCUCUCUCUUUCUUUGUGUUUCUGUCUUAUGUCUGCAUAAAGAAGCAAUGGAAGCAGAAAACAUAUAAUCAUCCUAAAGAAGUCUUGGCUGUCUCCACCCCCACCACCACCACCACCAUCACCCCCACCACCACCACCGACUUCCACCUGUCGAAGGAGGAGAGCGGCCUGGAGCUCGUCAUUCAGGAUGAAUCAAAGAACAACAAUAGUCUUGGUUUCCUGCGUCUGGAAGAAUCUGUCACACCAACACAAUCACUCUGUUCACUAUAA